Messenger RNA from Pipra filicauda (Wire-tailed manakin), 1807 nucleotides. It is a transcript of the gene TMBIM4, whose product is annotated as transmembrane BAX inhibitor motif containing 4. The record is from RefSeq and is a predicted model, not a curated record. NCBI's taxonomy places the organism in Eukaryota, Metazoa, Chordata, Aves, Passeriformes, Pipridae. The transcript is spliced from 7 exons. Bases 16 to 729 code for a protein of 237 amino acids. Gene Ontology annotation, biological process: negative regulation of apoptotic process. Gene Ontology annotation, cellular component: membrane.
GCGGCGCGGGCGGCGAUGGCGGCGGAGCAGCGGUACCCGCGGGGCUCCAUCGAGGAUGACUUCAACUACGGCAACAGCGUGGCCGCGGCCAGCCUCCACAUCCGCAUGGCUUUUCUACGGAAAGUCUACAGCAUUCUUUCCAUUCAAGUUCUAUUGACCACAGUCACAUCUGCAAUUUUUCUGUAUUCUGCAGGAGUGCAGGCAUUUGUUCAUGAAAGGCCUGCCUUGCUUUUGAUAUCUGGGUUUGGAUCUUUGGCUAUAAUUGUGGCACUAACCCUCUACAGACACCAGCACCCUCUUAAUUUAUACCUGCUGUUUGGAUUUACGUUGCUGGAAGCACUGACAGUUGCCACUACAGUUAGUUUCUACGAUGUCUCCAUCGUCUUGCAAGCCUUUAUUCUUACUACUGCUGUAUUUCUUGGGUUGACUGCAUAUACUUUGCAGUCAAAGAGAGACUUCAGCAAGUUUGGAGCAGGACUCUUUGCUUGUUUGUGGAUUUUAAUCCUCUCAGGUUUCUUGAGGCUGUUUUUCUAUAGUGAGACAAUAGAGUUGGUGUUUGCUGCUGCUGGAGCUCUUCUGUUCUGUGGAUUUAUUAUUUACGACACUCACUUGCUGAUGCACAAAUUGUCCCCUGAAGAGUACAUACUGGCUGCAAUUAACCUCUACUUGGACAUCAUCAAUCUGUUCUUACACCUGCUGCGUUUACUGGAAACAUUUAAUAAAAAAUAGCCAGAAGUGGUGUGGUUUAACUAUAGCGCAAUUUGGAUGAUCUGCAAACUCAGUAGUUCUGUCUUCUAGAGACUGAAUCUAUAUUAUUUUUUCAUUCCAUGAAUACUAAUUCCUCCUUAGAGGGGAAAAAAAGUCUUUUUAUGUAGCUACAGUUCUUCUCUAGACCAUGUAUUUUAUGCAGUUAACAUGCUGUCAUCAUUACAGUCACUUUUUUAAUCUCUUAAUUUGCACUUGACAUAAUUAAUGAUGAAAAAGUUUGCCAACUUCUUAUUGCUCCAGAGUAAGCUACAGCUGUUCUGUAGCUGCUGGAAAUGUUUCCUUUGGGAUUGAUCAUAAAUGUGUGUAUCACAUAAGGGUAGGCUGAGCUUACCAUUGUGCUAAGCUAAAUAUUACUAAGCUAAAUAUUUUUCUAGUUUUUGGUUUUGUUAUUUGUUUUGUUUAGUUUUUCUUAUCUGUCCCUGACAGAUACUCUCUUCUUGUUAAGGGCUGUCACUAUAGAGCUGUGAGGGUGUUAAGAAUGUUCUUAAUUUUAGUAUUAUUUAUGGCCUAUCUUUCAGUGUCCUGAAAAAUCAUUUGGAGAUAGAUUCUGGGAUUUUAUCAACUUCUGUAUGUUAAGGUUAAUUGUGUCAAUAAAAAUUGGAAAGCCUUUUGUCUGUUCUUGCUGCCAUGACUGGAGAACUUCAGGGUGCCAAGAAUGAACUUUGCAGACCCUUGCUGGCGGGGGAGAGGUGCCGUGACUGUCGCUACUUCCCAAACUAUGGAGAUCCUGGAAGGGCAGGAUUGUAAAAAAAAAAUUGUAAAAACAAUUUUGAAAGGCUUUCUUACUUCCUAUGCAGUGUUGUUACUGCUCUCCUGGCCUGCCAGUGAGACUCAGUGACGAGGCAACGCAGUAAUUGGGAAAUCAUCCGUGUCCUGCCACAAGCUGUGACAAGGUGUGUUUUCCGUGAUGGAACGGGACUGAUGCUAUUGAAGUGCAACUGCGGAUUGGUUUGAGCAACUGUGAUGCUUUCUCUCUUCUGCCUGAUUUAGAAAUGCGUGGCAGUACCGAAGAAUAAAAGCUCGCUUUUUUUCCCUGUGA